This is a messenger RNA of Nicrophorus vespilloides, 1449 nucleotides long. RefSeq names its product TWiK family of potassium channels protein 7. NCBI's taxonomy places the organism in Eukaryota, Metazoa, Arthropoda, Insecta, Coleoptera, Silphidae. The record is from RefSeq and is a predicted model, not a curated record. Gene Ontology annotation, cellular component: membrane. The coding region runs from base 245 to 1393 and encodes 382 amino acids. Gene Ontology annotation, molecular function: potassium ion leak channel activity. The transcript has 6 exons. Gene Ontology annotation, biological process: stabilization of membrane potential; potassium ion transmembrane transport.
GCGUCGCGGUGCCGAGCGUCUAGCAUGCUGCAGCAUCGCGACGGCCCACAAACUCCAUACUCCUCCAGUCGCGUGUUUUGCACAAAACGGACCGGUUCGAUCAUGGCCUUUGCGGAACAACAAACCCAUCAAUAAAUUUAUAUACGUACACGAACAAUCGCACAUAUAAAAUCCACCCUUAAAUCAAGUGUUCUUAGUUCAGUUUUGUUUAGUUUAGUUAUUAUUUUUUGUUUGUUUAAUUAACAUGGAAACCACAGUUUACAUGACGACCAAUCUGGACUGUAAAACAAGAUUUGUCAAUUGGUUGAAACGUGUUCAAUUGAAAGCAGCCCUGCAACACAUCCUGCUUCUCGUUGCUCUGAUGGUUUACACACUUCUCGGUGGAUUGGUGUUUAGAAGCGUGGAGUAUCCGGCAGAGGUGGCUCGUUUAACGCAUUUGAAUCAAGUGGUGAACGCCAGAAGACACCACUUGGUUAAUCGGAUCGUGAAUAACUCGGAACUAAGCAACUUGGGUGAUUUGGUUUUGAUGGAGGUGAAGGACUACGAGAAAGUUCUGCAGGAUGCCGUCCUCGGAGGUCUCACAGACAACUCGCGACCUCUUGAAGAGCUCGAGAAGUGGACUAUCCUCAAAGCCGUCUUCUUCUCCUCCACCGUCAUCACGACAAUAGGAUAUGGUGAUAUAGUACCUAUGACGACGGAGGGAAGGGCGUUCUGCAUAGUGUUCGCCUUGGUCGGCAUCCCAUUAACCCUGACCGUGAUUGCGGAUUGGGGUCGGCUCUUCGCAACGACCGUGUCCACGCUCAUGAGUCAUCUACCAUCCGUACCGAAGAUGUGCAAAACAGCAACGGUAGCAAGGACGUCGUCGUACGCGCUCCUCGCAGUGUGCUUCCUGUUCAUCUAUUUAGCUGCAGGCGCAGGACUCUUCGUGAUGUGGGAAGAGGAUUGGACGUUCUUCGACGGUUUCUACUUCUGUUUCAUAACGAUGACGACGAUAGGCUUCGGGGAUCUGGUUCCAGACAAACCAACGUACAUGCUACUCGCGACACUGUACAUCCUGAUAGGAUUAGCAUUGACAACGACGAUAAUCGAACUGGUCCGAAGACAAUACGCUCAAUCAUGGAGACAACUGCAAGCACUUUCUGGACCAUUGGCGGAUAACCUGAGGAAACUGGCGGAGAACGCGCCGGGAUUGGACGUUUCCGAUCUACGAAGGGUCCUGACAGCGGUGACCUUGGCUAAGAAGUUCAAUACCCAAAGAAGCGUCGGUCAGAAGAUCGAAGCGAACGGCGGCGACUGGGAGACGAUGGAAGCGGUCAUCAGAGGCUUCACCGAAGCGGCGCAGAAGAACAAACCUCCGAUAGUGCAGGUCGUCAUUUACGAGAGUUCUGUUUAGAGAUCGCUCCCGUCUAGAAAACAAGUAAAAGUUAUUGGCCAAUAGUUUAUAAAACG